AUGAGUAAACCCAAAUUUGUGAGCACAAUUCGGUACCACAACUCAUUACCAAAAAUCCCCGUGGAGUGUAAGCACCUUCGUUUUGUCGUUGAGAUGGACGAUUUUUCAAGUUAUGUUCCGACGACACUCGAAGACUCAUUUAAACUUCCUUUACCAAAUGACCCAACAUUUGGUGUGAAUGCCGACACCAGUUUGCCCGAAGUGUUUUACACUCCCAAAAUAGAUCCUUCGUCAACCAUUCCAAAAGAUCUUUUCGACGUGACUCAAAAGCUAAGUUCAACAACAGGAACAAUACAAAUCCAGCCUUAA
Entamoeba invadens IP1 is the source of this 309-nucleotide messenger RNA. RefSeq lists its product as hypothetical. Gene Ontology annotation, biological process: transcription elongation by RNA polymerase II. The transcript is spliced from 2 exons. The coding region runs from base 1 to 309 and encodes 102 amino acids. Gene Ontology annotation, cellular component: Cdc73/Paf1 complex. NCBI's taxonomy places the organism in Eukaryota, Evosea, Mastigamoebida, Endamoebidae. The record is from RefSeq and is a predicted model, not a curated record.